Messenger RNA from Paramuricea clavata, 2855 nucleotides. NCBI's taxonomy places the organism in Eukaryota, Metazoa, Cnidaria, Anthozoa, Malacalcyonacea, Plexauridae. The record is from the annotation of a GenBank genome assembly.
AUGUCAAGUUCGAGUGCAAAUAUAGAUGAGAAAGUUGAGGGCAAUGAUGGAGAUGUAAAAGGUAAGAUUUGUGAACCUUCUGCAUUAUUUAUAGUAUGCAAAUAUUGAUUGAAAUCGUGAGUUGUGAGGGUCAUGGGGGUCAUGACAAAUAUGAUUAUAAUAGUCUUAAUAGUUCAAUGUUCAAACCUCAAAACAAAAUUAAAAUAAAGUCAUCAAUUUCCACACAAACAAAUGAAUAGAUUAUAAACUUUUUGUCUGUUAGUAUAUUAUCAUGAAGCUGGCCCAUAUUACUUUUAUAUUUAUUAAUUACGUUGUUAGUGCAGUUAAGUGUAGAGAUAGUAUUUAACUCACUAUUAAGUACAGUUUCCUUGAUUUUGCCAUAUUAAUCUUGAUAUUUUUGUAAUCGUCAAAGCAUGUGUCUUUCACCACUGAUAUUGUGGGUUCAAAUCAUGUUGGGACAACUUCCUCCCACAGGGAAUGUUGACAGUGUUGGUAGGGAUACCUUUAAAAAAAACUAAAUAGGCUUAGUUAAAAAUUAUUUUAAUAACUACGUUUCAGAGAAUAACUCCAUCUUCAGGUUAAAGGUGACUAAAGAUAUAAAAACUUUCAACACAAUUACAAAUAAUUUUAGACAAAGUCUGUUAGGAUUGUGUAUGAUAGUUGACGUGCACUUCAAAGUAUUAAGGGGCUGUUUAUAUGGAAGCGAGCCAGCCCGGGUACCAGAGCUAGCUCACUUCCCCUAGAUGAAUUUCAUCACACUUUACAUGAAACUUUUGGGGCAGCUAACUUGUGAAAACAAAUACAAAUUUUCGCAGGAAAGUUUGGGCAUGCGCAAAAAGACAUUAUUUUACUUAAAAGCCGAGCCAGCUCGGGUAAAUGUGUUUAUAUGGAAAACUACCCAGCCCGUUUACGGUUUACCCGAGGUCUCGGGUCACACGAAGCAGUACCUCAGUUAGGCGGGCCAGCUCAGUUCUCAUAUAAACGCAAGAUGAAAUUUAGUAGGAAAUAUUAACAAAGACGGGAUCUCGCCUAAAGCAAGCUAUCUCAGGUACCCGAGCUGGCUCGCCUCAUAUAAACAGCCCCUAACUCGUGUCCAUGUUCAGUAAUAGCUGUGCUAUGUGAUAGCGAGUGAUAAGGUGGCUGCAAUGGCACCCUGAGAAAACAUUCCACUCGAUCACAUUGAGCUAUUUCCUUUGCAAUUCAGCUUAGCUCUCAGCUGCAAGUAAGAAUAAUAAGCGCAUCACUUACUUACUGUACUUCUUUACUAACUUACCUAUACAGCUAAUUCAGUUAAGGUUGUCCUCUGAAAACCACAAACCUAGAGCUAAGCACGAAAAGCACAAUGGGUGUAUGUAUCAUAAUGAGAUUGUUUAUGCAUGCAUGUUAGUACAUUUAUGCAAAACAAGUGAAUUUAAUUCCCAAAGGAGUUAAGCAUGUCCCACAAACAACUUUCUUUAAUGUUAAAAAGUUUAAAAAUCCAAUGAAUUUUGCCGAGUUUGCUAUGGAAUUGGGUUAGACAAGCAAAUAGAAUCCGAAAUAGGCAAAAAUCACAGGAAUUUGUAAAUUAUAAAUCGCUUUUUUCACGCAAAACCAAAACGACUUGUGGGACGUAACAACCGUAACUACGGAGUGUGGGAACAGUAUGAAUUACAUACUACAGUAUUUGCAUGUCCAUCGUGCUUUUCCCGCCUAGAGCUCUAAGUUUGUGGUUUUCUGAGGACAACCGUAAUUGAAUUACAGUAGCUGUAUAUUAAUUUGUCUGAUUCUUACAAACAAAAACAUUGGUCAGAGCAAGAGGUUCAACAAUGGCUCAUAAAAAAUGGAUUUGAAGAGGAAUCUCAGUUUUUUCAGGGUUACCAUUAGUUAAUUAUUUCUGCAGGUACACUCAAUUCAACUAUGGAAGCAUUAAAUUAAUAGGUAAUAUGCAAAAAAAAAUAUUAAGGCCAAAGUGCACUGUAUACAUGUAAUUGUUGGAUAAGUUUAUUAUAUAGUUGAGGUUUUUGUCCAGGGUCAAAAAUCACAUAGAAAAGUCAAGGGAUGCAAAAAGGGAGAGUUUGAAUUCUUAAUUGUUACCCUUCACUUUUUUGUGGCAAUUUAUAACUGUCCAGGAGGGGGACCUGGGUAAUCACUUGACAUGUGAUAAAAAAAUUAUAUAGGACAUCCAAAUUGGAGUGGGGCUAACUUUCAGUUCCUCUGUUGGGCAGGUGUGGAUGUUUCCUAUAAUAUUACAGUACAGUAUAUUGAAUAAUUGAGCAAGUUGGCCCACAAUUACUCACUUGUUCAUUGGGGAUUGAUGAGCCCAAGCAAAUGAUCAAAAUCCAGUGCUGCCACCUUGAUUAGUUAAACAUGAAAUUUAGCUUCACUGUAGACUGCAUGUUUAAAAAGAUUUACAGUUUUAUAUAGUUGUAAAUUGUUUUAUUGUUAGAUCUAGUGCAUUUCGAGCUAUCUUGCAUCUGUCUGUUAUAAUAUGGUUUUAACGGUUUAUGGCUCCUUGAAAUCGAUACAUGCAGGGAUAGCUCGGAAUACGUUAAUAGUCACUAUAGUAUUUAGAUUGUAUAAUUUAUAUUGUGGCAAAGUUUAUAAAAUAAAACGAAAUAAAUCUUUUAUUAGCUGAAAAGAUUUCUGGAAAGUCACUGCUGUCAAUUGAGAAAAGUGACCUAAAAGAGAUGGGAAUAAAGACCCUGGGUAAACGAAUUGAGCUUAUGACAAAAAUUGAUGAACUGCUGCAUAAAGGAAGUGGAGAUGUUGUAACUCAAGUCUCAAGUGGAAAUAUACAGUCCUUUAAAAGGAAAAUCACAAAAUUGGACAAAGAGAGCUGGGAUGAGAAAACCAAGAAUGAAUACCUUGAGAAGUAG